This is a messenger RNA of Plectropomus leopardus (leopard coralgrouper), 457 nucleotides long. The record is from RefSeq and is a predicted model, not a curated record. Lineage: Eukaryota; Metazoa; Chordata; Actinopteri; Perciformes; Serranidae.
CGGGUAUUUUUCACCGCUCGAGUGUCUUCUGUGCACCCGAUCAGCUGUUACAGUCGACGUGGGUGAAGUUGCCGGCUGUAACUUAGCGUCCCACCACUCUGUCUAACCCGAAUUGCCGCCUUUUUGCCAGGACAGCAUGGAGAACCGAAAACGGCCGUUUGAGGUGGUUGUGACCCCCGGUGACAGCUUCCACACGCCGGACAAGAGAGUGUCCGCGGUCCGGCUGCCAGACUCGCACUACAUGCGAUGGGGAGUGGAGGAAACGUGUCGCUACCUGCGAUCAGAGGGUCUCGCUGAAUGGGAAGACACAUUCAGAGCACAAAAAAUCACAGGUGUCGGGCUGCGGUAUCUCAAUGAUGCUGAUCUGGAGAAGAUUGGCGUGCAGUACCUUGGUGAUCGUCUGGCGAUCCUGCACAGCCUCAGGAAACUGUGGCAGAUAGAAGCAGAGCUAAAUAAG